Messenger RNA from Contarinia nasturtii (swede midge), 1305 nucleotides. RefSeq names its product esterase B1-like. The record is from RefSeq and is a predicted model, not a curated record. Lineage: Eukaryota; Metazoa; Arthropoda; Insecta; Diptera; Cecidomyiidae. Bases 1 to 750 code for a protein of 249 amino acids. The transcript is spliced from 8 exons.
AUGUUGUCGUUGCGAGUACUUCUGUUCAUUGCUUCUUUAAUUUUUAUUAUUAUAUUAAAUGUCAUUGACCAAGCCAAAUCCAAUGAGUAUAGAAUUGUUGAAACCAUCACCGGAGCAAUUCGUGGCAGGCGAAAUGUGACAUUAUUAAAAGAAGUUCCGUUUUAUUCAUUCAAGGGCAUACCGUAUGCUCAGCCUCCGAUAGGUGAACUUCGAUUCAAGGCACCAAAGCCGGUUGAAUCGUGGAAACCAAAUGUGUUGGAUGCAUUUGAUUUUGGCGACAUGUGCACACAACCGUUACUUCUCUUGCCAUCAUCAUUUCCACAAAGUGAAAUUUGUUUGACUUUGAAUAUUUACGUCCCGGAUUCUGAUGUGAAAUCAAAGUUGGCCGUACUCUUUUUCAUACACGGUGGCGGGUAUACAGAAGGUUCCUAUCACGACUCAAUUUUCGGUCCGGAUUUUAUCGUUGAAAAAGAGACAAUUUUGGUGACCAUUAACUAUCGAUUGGGUGCAUUUGGUUUUUUAUCACUUGAUUCGCCGGAAUAUUCCGGUAAUAUGGGUUUGAAAGAUCAGCAGCUGGCUUUAAAAUGGAUUCACGCAAAUAUUGGCCGAUUUGGUGGUGACAAUAAACGAAUCACUGUUUUUGGUCAAAGUGCCGGCGGUUCGGCAACAAAUUAUCACAUGUUAUCAGCUGAAUCACGUAAAUAUUUUAGAAAUGGAAUUUUAAUGAGUGGAUCGGCUUUCAACUACUAGGCGUUAUCACCGGAAAAUAAUCAUUUAUCGCGCCUGUAUCGAAUUUUGGAAGAAAUGGGAGAACCAAACAAAUCUUAUGACGAAUUGGUGGAUUUUUUGAAAACAGCUCCAACUGAACAAUUCACCAAACUGGCAGCAAUCAAUAACGAAGAUAAUGUGCGAUUCACAAUACCAUUUGGGCCAAUUGUUGAAAGAAGUGAUGCAAAGCAUCCAUUCAUGAUGAAAUCUCCAAAGGAACUUUACAAGACAUCGAAGAUAAACAUGGACUCUAUGUUCACGGUUACACCUGUUGAAAUGAUGUCGCUGGUAUCAAAACCAUCAGCUGCAGUCUUGGCAAAGUUGAACCUUAAUUUUAAUCCUCCGCUGCCGUUUCAAAAACUAAAUUUAUCACUGGAAUCCAAAGAGCAUCGCAGUUUAAAUGAUGAAAUCCGAAAAUUCUAUUUUGGAAAUGAUGUCAUCGAUGAGCGUUCAAUACCGCAAUUUUUCGACUAUGUGUCCGAUUUGAAUUUGGCAUGGGGCAUCGAUAAAGGUGUUAAAAUGCAAGCGACACACUCA